Messenger RNA from Danaus chrysippus (African queen), 1473 nucleotides. The record is from the annotation of a GenBank genome assembly. Lineage: Eukaryota; Metazoa; Arthropoda; Insecta; Lepidoptera; Nymphalidae.
CUGAAAUGGCCCAAAAAGUAUUCGUUCGAAGCCGAAACUCUAUCACUGACGUCAGGUUUGGUGCAGGAUGUUACCUACUGGCGAGUAAGCAAAAAAUCAAGGGUAGAUUUUAACAAAGGUGCCGUAAAACGGAUAACAAUUAAGGGCAGAAGGAAGUCAGAAUUUCCUUUCGGUGUAAAAUAUGAGAUUCAUCCUGAAAGUAAUGAAGAAUACGAGAACAAAUUCAUCUGCACGGGAAUGAAAGGAAACAUCUUCAGACAAGCCAAACUGGAUAAGGUUUUGCCAGAUGUUGACGAUUUUGUCCAUAUUGGGAAGGAGAAACUUGAAUUGGGUGAGGUCGAAAAGUUUACAUUUUUUGAAGACAAAGAUUAUAUUAACUCUCAAACAAGGCAGAAUUUAUGGGUAUUACAAAAUGACUCAACAUUUAUACCCGUUAGAUAUGAAAAGAUAAUAUAUAAUACUUGGAUUAAAAAUGUGAAAGAUCACACAAUUUGGAACAUCUUCAACUUCAAAACCGAUUUUAGCGAAGACGUCUUUGACAUAGAUGAAUAUGAUUGCAAAAUUGAUUCGGACGAAGAUAAUAAUGAAAACGAAGUGGAUGACAGUGAUGAAAGCGCAAACUUGGAUUCGGAUCACGUAUUCGCAGAAAAGAUCGAGGAGCAUAAUAAAAAUAAUAAAAACUUCGAGCUAGCGAUAAAUAAGUUUGCUGAUCUUACCCACAAAGAAAUGGAAAAACGGAAGGGUCUCAAACGACGAGGCAAAUCAUCAGGCGCAAUUCCAUUUCCGUAUACCGAAUCAAAGAUCGCUGAAAUGUCUGAUUCACUACCCAAAGAAUAUGACGCGAGGAUGUACGGGCUAGUAACACCGGUUAAGGAUCAACAGGAUUGUGGAUCUUGUUGGACUUUUGGAACAACUAGCGCGGUGGAGGGAGCUCUGGCAAGAAUAAAUGGUGGAAGACUUAUGAGACUUGCUAAUCAAGCUCUUAUAGACUGUGCCUGGGGGUACGAAAAUUUAGGCUGUAACGGGGGUACAGAUACGGGAGCGUAUCAUUGGAUGAUGAAUUAUGGUAUGCCCACUGAAGAGGAGUAUGGUCCAUAUGUGAACAAAGACGGUUUCUGUAAAAUACACAAUAUGACUCAAAUCUACAAGAUAAAAGGAUUUACUAACGUCACACCCUUCAGCGUUGAAGCUCUUAAGGUGGCUUUGGUGAACCACGGUCCGUUGUCAGUGUCCAUUGACGCAACAGAAAUGCUCACUUUAUACAACGGCGGUAUCUACUCUGACAGUGAUUGCAGUACUACAAAUUUAAACCACGAAGUAACUCUCGUCGGCUAUGGUGAAUUGGAUGGUGAAGAGUAUUGGAUAGUGAAGAACUCUUGGGGCCGGGAUUGGGGUGUUGACGGCUAUUUCCAUAUCACAACCCGGGAUAACAGCUGCGGGAUCACAACUGAACCUACUUAUGUAGUUUUCUAA